AUGAGAAAACCAACUGAACUUUCCAUUUAUUUUUUAUGUCAAGCAUUGUCUAUCGAGACGUUUUACAGCUGCUAUGGUGCUCAAUGUAGUUUUUCGAUGAACAGUUUUUUCUCCUCUGGUGGAAGAGAGAAAAAGGCGGAACCCAAAUCCCCUGUCGAUGACCAGUCUCACAUACCAUGGGUGGAAAAAUACCGUCCAAAAAACGUGGAUGACUUGGUCUAUCAAAAUGAGGUGGUUGCUGUUUUUAAGAAAGUAUUGGGAGGAUCCGACUUGCCAAAUAUGCUUUUGUAUGGCCCACCAGGUACUGGAAAGACUUCGGCAGCCAUUGCUUUCUGUCGACAGCUGUUUCCAUCACAAGAACUCUUUCGCGAUCGUGUUUUGGAGCUGAACGCUUCGGAUGAGCGAGGCAUUCAAGUAGUGCGAACUAGGAUCAAAGAUUUUGCUCAUCGAGCUGUCUCCAAAGCCCGGUCGCCAUUCAAGAUUGUUAUUCUUGAUGAAGCAGAUGCCAUGACCAGUGCUGCGCAGGCAGCCAUGCGUAGGAUCAUCGAAAAAUAUUCCAAAACCACAAGGUUCUUUCUUAUCUGCAAUUAUAUUUCUCGUAUUAUUGACCCACUCACUUCACGAUGUGCAAAAUUCCGCUUCAAACCGCUUCCCACACAGUGUCAGCUUGAAAGACUCCUACACAUUUGCAAAUGCGAGAAUAUGAACAUCAGCGAAGAUGCUUUGACAACUCUGAUUGUGUUGUCCGAAGGAGAUCUCCGUCGAUCAGUUAUGUAUCUGCAAAGUCUUUCUUGCCGCGAGCAUGUCACAAGUGACUUCAUUUUCGCUAUGACGGGACAAAUCGAUGAAAAAGUUGUAAGAGAACUGAUUCUUGCAUGCCACUCCCCCAAUACUGAUCGUAUUCUCGACUCUGUUGAAUCAAUAUGUAGAGCAGGUUAUGCUAGUCGUCCUCUGAUUGAUCUUUUAUACGAACAGUUACUGGACGAUGAUACGCUAAAAGAUAUACAGAAGUGUGCUAUUUUUGAGAAAAUGGCAGUGAUCGAGGCGCGCCUAUUGGAUGGAGCAGAUGAGUACGUACAAAUGAUGGAUCUACUGUUUUGCAUUCAAUCGCAGUUCUGCAAUAAAUGA
Strongylus vulgaris is the source of this 1128-nucleotide messenger RNA. The record is from the annotation of a GenBank genome assembly. NCBI's taxonomy places the organism in Eukaryota, Metazoa, Nematoda, Chromadorea, Rhabditida, Strongylidae.